Molecule: messenger RNA, 6752 nt
Organism: Gallus gallus (chicken)
Lineage: Eukaryota; Metazoa; Chordata; Aves; Galliformes; Phasianidae
Gene: SPSB4
Product: splA/ryanodine receptor domain and SOCS box containing 4
Exons: 3
Coding region: 420-1139 (239 amino acids)
Biological process (GO): proteasome-mediated ubiquitin-dependent protein catabolic process; intracellular signal transduction
Cellular component (GO): SCF ubiquitin ligase complex
Molecular function (GO): protein binding
Source: RefSeq, a predicted model, not a curated record
GCCGCUGGGCCGCUGCUCCGGGCAGCGCCGUGCGCCAGCGCCCGCCUCGUCUGUGCGCCUCCCGGGGCAGCUCCCGGCGCGGCGGGGUCUGCCUGCCCCCGGGGGAGCACCGCGCGGGGAAAUUCUCCUGCGAGUCUCACCGAGUUUCUUCUUGGUCUUCUUUGAGUUUGUUUACUUACAAUUCGCGUCCUCUCCUCCGGAUUGCCCUUCUGGUCGCAUAGCGGAUCCGUAGAGUUGCUUUGAUGGUUCUUUUAUGGAACAUUUUUUUCUCUGAGAAGAUUGCUGCUAAAAAGCUCCGAACAGGAGAAGUAAAUUCAGUCGGCUUGUCAGGCCACUGGCUCAGUGUACAAGCGCUUUCAUGAGGUAACCUUGGGCCAGAGUCAGCUUUUCUUUCUCCUUGGUAAAUCUGCAGCCAAGCAAUGGGCCAGAAAAUCUCAGGGAGUAUAAAGUCUGUGGAUGUGAGGGAGCCCCCUUUUAGGCCAGUGAAACGAGAGCUGAGAGGCCCGGAUUUCUGUAAGCCUGCGCGGCUGGACAUGUUGUUGGAUAUGCCCCCUGCCAAGCUGGAGAUCCAGUACAAACAUGCUUGGAACAAUGAAGAUCGCUCUUUAAAUAUAUUUGUAAAGGAAGAUGAUAAACUGACUUUUCACAGGCACCCCGUUGCCCAAAGCACAGAUUGCAUCCGAGGUAAAGUUGGCUACACAAGAGGCCUCCAUGUCUGGCAAAUCCACUGGCCCACGAGGCAGCGAGGGACUCAUGCGGUGGUGGGCGUCUCCACAGCUGAAGCGCCACUGCACUCGGUGGGGUACACGUCACUGGUGGGCAGCAACAGCGAGUCGUGGGGCUGGGAUCUGGGACGCAACAAACUUUAUCACAACUGUAAAAACCAGCCUGGAGUCACGUAUCCUGUCUUUUUGGAACCGGAUGAGUCUUUUGUACUCCCAGACUCCUUACUGGUGGUUUUGGAUAUGGACGAAGGAACGCUCAGCUUUAUGGUAGAUGGACAGUAUCUUGGAGUGGCCUUCAGAGGACUAAAAGGGAAAAAACUUUACCCAAUAGUCAGUGCAGUUUGGGGGCACUGUGAAAUUACAAUGAGAUACAUCAAUGGACUUGACCACUUCAUGGAAGUGUUGUUCUCCUGAAUCUCUGGAGCUGUGACUAAAAGGUGGUGUUCUGAGGUAUUCUGUUUACGUGGCUUGCUGGGUUAGACUGCAGAGCUCACAGACAUCUGUGGGAAAAAUAGAUAAGUAAUUUCUUUUAUCCUGUUGUGCUUUCACUGAAUUUUCAUUACUGCUAGGAGAUUUAUUAGUAUUUUUUAUGACCAGUCAUAGCCCGUGUUCUUUAAAAUAUUAUUUGCAAUUUCCUUUCUCUAGAAUGUGCCAUUUAAAGAACACAAGUCAAAUUUUCCAUCAGUUGCAUCAGGGAAGUCAUAAAUAUGUCAAAGGGGGUGUAUUUAUGUAUUGUAUUAUGUGGGAGAAAGAAUUUGGCCUGUACUCUGUAAAAUUAAAACAAUAAUUAAGCUCUGGCAGAAUGGUUGGAAGGCAAACUACUGCCUUACUUAUAUCUGUAUGUUUAUUGUAUGUGAUAAUUCAAGGGUAAUUACAAAUUCCUGUAUACCCUAAUUCACCCUAAUGGAAAUACUUGGGUCAUGUUACCGUUUCACAGGUGUUUUAGUAUCUGGAAUAAGAGGAAAAAUUUAAGAAAAAGAUUAAAAAGGAGUGCUGUGGUCUGAGGCAUGGAGGACUUGGUGCCCUGAUGGGGCUGAGGGCCACCCAGCAGCACAGGCAGGCAGGCAUCAGGUAGUAAUGGAGCUUGGAGAGGCUGAGAUGGGGAUGGAGUGGUUCUGAUCUGGGGCCUGAUUGAUGUGGAAUUCCUGGUGGACGUGAGGACAGAAGGGGGAGUUGGUCAGUAUCCAACAAGUAUGUAGCAAACAGAAACCAUUAUGCCUAGGUUAAGGUCCAAGCAGGGGCAUUGUGCAUCUCCUCAGUUUCCACGCCUUGGUGCAGCAGGCUUUUGCAGAGGUUCUUUCUUUGUUCUUGAGGCAGUGUGGCUGCACCUGAUUCCUCUGGCGAAGGGGUAUACAAUACAUUUGGGAACAGGACCAAUGUUAAUGUUUGUUAAUCUUUUACGGCCACAAGUACCAAGGUAUCAGAUGGUUUGGUGGUUCAGGUGGGCAUCAAAACAUCUCCUAAAAAUUCUUAAAUUUUUGUGACGAUGGUUCUCAGAAAAACCUCAUUUUCCAACCAGCUUUAAUAUUGCUUUUUUUCCCCCCAGACAAUUGGUAUUUUACAAAGUAAGAUAAAAAUGUACUUCACAGAUUAAUGAAAACUGCAAACAUUAUGGGUUGCUCUAGGUUUAAAAAUUUCUUUCAGAAAAUGAUUACUGUCGUUUGGCAAGUAACUGCCUUGUGCUGAAAGCUGUUCUUUUGUACGAGCAUUAUGUAAUGUGGCAGUUAAUAACAUUAAUGUUAUUGGAUGUUAGAUGACUUCAGUAUCUUGACGAUAAAAGCCUGUUUACAAAGAUGAGGCAUUCUUGUUGGAGUGCCAGAUUGUUAAGUAACCGCAGGUUGCCAGCACUAAAUGAACUUGCAGCCUGCAAUGAUGUGUGAAUUGCUAUUGCAGAUGCAUAUUUAUUGGGAAAAUGCUCAGGAGAACUUCAUGGGUCACAGUUAUAAAGUAUGCUGUUAGAAUGUACACAUGUAUGUGCAGCUGGCAUGGCUUGUGGUGGUGUCUGCUGCCUGGGGCACCUCUUGGUGGCACGCAGCUCUGUGCCAGCGCUGGCAGUGCCCCAUACCCUCCUUUAAAUGGAACUUCUUGUGAACUCCUGGGAGAUACGGGAACUAAGCUGAGUAGUGAUAUUUUUUUCACCAUUUUUUUGCUGUUGAAAUGUAUCCUUCUGUGAUGUGACAUCUCUGUGAAUCUACCUUUAGGUAAAGAAGUUUCAUACUAACCCAUAAAUGGGAAGAUUCCUGUAGAUGCAUUCAGAAAUGGGACAGCAAUUUGGAGGAAGUCAGACCUGGAGUUUACCAGCUAAGCUAGGGCUGAUUUUUCUUCUUGAAGUUCUGCUGGAGCCUGAAAGGAAACUAAACUUCCUGUGCAAAGCUUGCUGCCAUGUGCUGGAAUAUCUCACUCAGUUUCUUAGCCUGGUUGGGAAUUCAGUACAAAGAGCCAUUCUUGUGAAUUGUGUUUUCUUUACAAUUUUGUAUUUCAGCUCAGCAAUUCAUUCCUCCUUUUUCUAAUGGAUAGAGCGUUACUGGAGUGCACAUACCUUCACUGAAAGGGCUGGGUAUUCCUUCUUUCUGGAAGUUUGAAUUGCUCCAAUUUAAUUCCAUUUUGGGCUAUUCUAGAAAUAAAGCAUUUGUUUAGAGUUAGGAUAAAAAGCAAACCUAAUGGUUUAUUAAAUACUUGGAUUUGAAUAAUUGUUUUCUGCCCUUGCUAGGCACACCUAUCAGUUAAUAUCCUCAUACUCAACAGUUUUUCGAAGGUAAACAUGUAGAAAGACAUAUUUCAGUAGCCACAUUUACAGAUUACCAUGUGGCUUCAGGGUAUCCAUUUUGCUAUCUCUUGCAUGUUGGAAUAUUCUCUUGUCAUUUGCACUGUUGAGUAUUUUGGAUACAUGUGGUCUGUGUGUGUGUUUUAGGUGAGUGCACAGCAGUGUAUGCUCGAGACGGUUGAGCUUUUCCUUUCCAUGGUUUUAUCUCUAACUGAACUUCCAUGAAAACCUAAGGCAGUUUUGGUGUUUGCAUGUGUGUGGUCCUGCUGUUAGAGCCAGUGAUGAACAACCUCCUUGCCACCAUCCAGUUCCCCACCAGCAGUGCUGAUGUCAGCCCAGCUCCCUCUCACCAGGCUCCAGCAGAGGAAGUGACGCAGUUGAUGAAUUGUCGGCACCAGAGUGCAGUUAUGGCAGAUCCUGGGCUUAGCACUCAGCUGGGACACCAGCAAACAGCACCUGGUGAACCUGACAACAUGUCUGAAAUUACCACUUACAUCUGUGCUGCAGGGCAGUUGUACUCUGGCCUUUGCCCUGCCAGUUUCUGAGGCAGGGGCCGUGCUGGGAUCCUUUCAGUCCUGGGUGCUGAGGAAGUGUCCCCAGCUGUCUGUCCACGUGGCUUUGGGGCUUGGUGCUGCUGAGGGUCCUGCCCAGCUGCUGAAGCCGGGAUGCACUCCCCACUGCUGUGGAGCAUGGGGUAAAGGCAGUUGUGUUCAGUCUUUGAGUCUUUAUGCACAACCUCUCCUGCCUUCUCAAUGUAUACAAAGUCCACCACCUGAAAUUGGCCCAAUUUUCAGGAUCUAACUGAUGCUUCCUAAAACCCAAACCUUUCUCCAAAUGAUCUUCAUUUGUGAAAUACUUAAGAACAAUGCGAUGUGGGCGAGUAUUUGGACAGAGGCACAUAGCAAAUGUUUCACUGUCCCUCUGUUGAGUUAGGCUGCCUAAAACUUUUUAAUUUUAAACAGCUUUAUAGUUACAUAAACUAUUUGGAAACAUAAUAUGAUUUAUUCUCCUGAAUUUAACUUUUGGUCAUGUAGGACUAUUCACAGCUGCAAGUUUUUACUUAAAAUUCUGUUAUUACAAAUUUUCUGCAGACUCUUACAGCCAGCAACCCAGAAAAUAUCGCUUCUGUUUGUGUAGGACAAACCUGUAGGUUCUUUGUUUGUUUGUUUGAACUGCUGUUUCAUAGAAAGGAAAAUAAAGAUAAUGUAGUUAAAUUUUCGAGUUGCAGAACACGUUCUGUAUGCGUGAUUCAGCAGCUGCUGCAGACACGUGGGGACAAUUUCUGUAGCCUUUCAGAAUUCCCUGUAGCAGUGAGGAAAAAAAGAGGCUCACUUAGCAGUUCAAACUCGAAAAAUAUUUUAACCUUCCCUUAAACCGUGUUGUAAAGUUUAGAAUUAAUUCUGUUUCCAGCUGCACAGAUGGCUGCAUUUUGCAUAUUCCUUUGUCUAGGAGAAAAGGAGACCAUGUGAUCAGUUAAUGGCUUAAAACACUCUUAGUCUUCAUUUUAUAUCUUCUUUAUGGGACCCUCAGGGAUUGGGGAAGAUUCUCGGAAAAUUGUUGUUUAUGGUGUAAGACCUGUGAUGUGUGUUGUACUCCGUGUCCUGGAACUCACGAGCUAUUUUUGCUCCAACUUACUAACCCUGGUUAAUGAAUUUUGUAACUUCAUCCCUGAAGCAUCAAUAUUCAUAAUUCUGAUACUUAGAAGUUAAAUCUAAGAUCACAAAUGUAUCAAAAAUGUUACUUUAUUUCUAUAAUGUGUGGGUUCUCUCUAAAAAAAUCUUUCAAUAGUCAAAAUUCUAUAUGAAGUGGAAAUGGAUUGUGAGAAGAAAUGGACUUCAUAUCUGAGUCACAGGAGUGGUUUUAAAGCUAAAUAUGCUUUUUAGGCUUUCAGCACACCACAGAAUGCUUUGUAGGCUUUUUCCCUGGACAGUUUUUUGAAACGCCAUAAUGAACUGUGGACUCUACAAAUCAAAUGUGGUGCUGGGAUAAGUGACAAAAAAAUCCAUGAAGUCAGUGGUGUGUCAAUUUUAGUAUAUAUAACCAAUCCUUAAGCCUGGUAUUUUGUUUUCGAGUAGAUUUUAAAAUGAUAGCAACUGAAGGAUUGAUAGAUUAACUUUUAGAUGUGUAAACCAACGUAUGUGGGACACAUAAGAGCUCCUGACAAAACUGUUGAGAGCUGAACAAUUGCGAGGCCUUGUAAGAAAACGUGUCAAGUUCAUAAAAGGCUCGCACCGGUAUAUAGGCAUAACAGAUUUUUUUCUCACAUUUUGGGAGCAUUAAUAUAAAUACUGCUGUUUUUAUCCCGUAAACACAGAAAGCUUCCUGUAGUCUUUAGAGCUUUUAUAUUUUAGAGCAAUGUGUGCAGCCAAGUACAUCUGGUUAAAGUUGUUCUUGAAGAUGGGCAUAGCCUACCUUUACAGCUUUAUUCCUAUUUCUGCUGCAAAACAAUUUCCAUUGCAAAUCCCACAGUUACUGAGGUCAUUCACAUUACUAUAGAAAGAAAGUGCUGUGACCUUUCUGCAGUUCCCUGUAACUUGCACAUCAGGAUAGGAAGAAGAUAGAGUUAAGAUGGUUAGAGAUGCUGUCAUCACUGUUUGGGUCUCCAGUCUUAACAUCUGUCCAUCAGGAAUUUCAGUUGUUGUUUUUGUGUUUUGAGGUUAUGUGUGUCUGUAUGAGAGCAAACACAGUGGCUUCCUGUCUGCUGAAUGCUCCUCCCCUCAUUUAUUAAUAGGGUAUGGGUUAAAUUCCCUAUGGAUUUUUGAGGGUCCUUUUUGAAAGAAGAGCUAAGAGAGUGUCACAGGAAAAGCAGUGUUUGCUGAGAAGUCUGGUUACCCUUAAGUACUGUUUCCAGUUCCUAAGGCACAGAAGGAGUUGGUAUGCAGGGGUCAGAAGUUGCCAGUUUAGUUCCUGUUAACACAACAUACGGAAUGUGGUGUUACAGAGCAGAAGCUCUUUGUCUUAUUAGAAAACUGGAAAUGUAGUAACUUGUUAUGCUGCAACUUUGGAAGUGUGAAAAGUGGUUCUGUGUUAUUUUAAGCCUUAUAGCUGAGGAAGCUCAGUCUGGAAUUGUGGUCAGAUGUCACGGGUGAAAUGUGCAGCAUUAUCUCCUCGCUUGUAUGGAAGUUCUCAGUUACCUUAUGGUUGACAGGUUUUUCACAGUGCCAUUGCUAGCUUCACUACUGCCUAACACGAUACAGAAUCUAUGUUAAUAAUAAGACAGACUGUAAGUGGAGAUGCUGAGAAAUUAACUCUAUCUAUUUUUU